Molecule: messenger RNA, 5949 nt
Organism: Chelonia mydas (Green sea turtle)
Lineage: Eukaryota; Metazoa; Chordata; Testudines; Cheloniidae
Gene: TTPAL
Product: alpha tocopherol transfer protein like
Exons: 5
Coding region: 852-1871 (339 amino acids)
Cellular component (GO): membrane
Molecular function (GO): phosphatidylinositol bisphosphate binding
Source: RefSeq, a predicted model, not a curated record
GGUCUGUGACAUUGAUACACGGCCUGGGAGGCUGCCAGUCUUGCCCCUGGCGCAGUGGCCGGGACCUGGCCACUGUGCCCGACUGAGCAGGGUCCCCUGCCCGGGGGCAGGUGUUCAGGGAAAUCGGCCCCCUCCCAAUCGCGCAUGGGCGCCAGCUGUGGUGCCUAAAGGGCUGACAGCCCCGGCUGCGAACAGAUGGGGGUGAUGCUUAGCCCUUGCUGCUGGUAUCCAGACUACUACCUAGCCUCCCUGGGGUGUGACGAGAGGAGACAUGUCCCAGGAAAUAACCCAAACGCCCAUCCUGCUCCCUCGCACCGAGGCCCUAGGAUCUGCUGUAAAAGAUGAAAGGAUCAAUUUAUGCCGUUGCAUCAGGGAGUUGAUCCUGUGCGAUGUUUAUACAGAUGAUCCCUACUCAGUACUCUAGGGGAAGGCACAGCCUUCCCCUCGCCCAACACCUCUUUCAGAAGGGCUCUGUGCAGGUGAAUGGGAAUCACAGUAGCCACAAAUUUAAUACUAUUUUUUCCUAGUGCCAGUCCCAAAUCAAGCUCCAAGAAAUAACUCAAAUAUAGUAUUUCAUCCUUUAUUCUCUUCCCCUCUCCCUUGUCCACUCACCAUAUGUCCCUAACCCCUGUUUGCCAGAAGCUGGGAAUGAGCAACAGGGAAUGGAUCGCUUGAUGAUGACCUGUUCUGUUCAUUCCCUCUGGGGCACCUGGCAUUGGCCACUGUUGGAAGACAGGAUACUGGGCUAGAUGGACCUUUGGUCUGACCCAGUAUGGCCGUUCUUGUGUUUAGGCAAUAAAGGACUCUGCAACAUAAUUCAUAUUUCCAGUUUGAAGACUUCCUGCUAACUAAUGUCAGGAGACAGUGAUUGUACCCGAACAAGCCCAUCCGUGGGGUCUCCAUCGGAUAAUGAGUUCCUGCCAGAUCGGCCAAGGUAUGUGUGCUCACUGUCUCCUGAUCUUAUUGCCAAGGCUCGUGAAGAGCUGCAGGAGAAACCUGAAUGGAGGCUUCGUGAUGUGCAAGCCCUCCGAGACAUGGUGUGUAAGGAUUACCCUACUCUGGGCACGUGUCUGGACGAUGCUUUCUUGCUAAGGUUCCUUAGAGCCAGGAAAUUUGAUUAUGACCGAGCGCUACAGCUUCUGGUGAACUAUCACAGCUGCAGGAGGAGCUGGCCUGAGGUCUUCAAUAACUUGAAACCAUCUGCAAUUAAGGCUGUCCUAGCAUCUGGCUUUGUCACUGUGCUGCCUCACUUGGACACUGAGGGACGCCACGUUGUCUGCAUUCGUCCAGACAGAUGGACACCAAGUAAUUAUCCAAUUACUGAGAACAUUCGUGCCAUAUACUUAACAUUAGAAAAACUCAUUCAGUCUGAAGAGACCCAAGUGAAUGGAAUUGUAAUCCUUGCAGACUACAACGGAGUCAGUUUAUCUAAGGCAUCUCAUUUUGGUCCUUUUGUAGCCAAAAAAGUGAUUGGAAUUCUUCAGGAUGGUUUUCCCAUUCGAAUCAAAGCCGUCAAUAUUAUAAAUGAGCCUCGCAUAUUCAAAGGAAUUUUUGCCAUCAUCAAGCCUUUUCUGAAGGAAAAAAUAGCAAACCGGUUUUUUCUUCAUGGCCCUGAUUUGAAUUCUCUUCAUCAAAACCUUCCACAAAGGAUCCUUCCUGAAGAAUAUGGUGGCACAUCAGGGAAGCUGGACGUCGCUGCCUGGAAUGAGUUGCUGCUCGCCUCGGAAGAGGAUUUUUUGCAUGACUUCUCUCAGCUGGUUCUUCCACGUGACAACUCACCAACUGAAGCUGUAAUGAGUGGGGAUGCUGAGGAGAAGCAGAAUGAAGAGCCUCUGCGAGGCAUGAAACCUCAACUCUACUACUGUUAUUAACAAGUCAGUUAAAGGAAGUUUUUCCUUGCACAGUCAGUCUAGAUGCCCUGUCCUGUUCUGAAAGGAGUAAGAACAUAGUGGGGUUAUGAACUCUCCUUACCCCAAACCUCCAGUUUGUGAGUAGAGGCAUUUUACGCUGUGGAACCAAAGCAAGUUAAAGUGGGUGAGAUGGGGGGGGCAAGGCAGAGUUCUCUUUGGAAUCUAGGCAGGUCACACAAUUCCCAAGCCACCUCAAGUGUUAAGGAUUGUUAAUCUCAGUGUGAAAGAUGCGGUCUAGCAAAUUCCUCUUAAUAGUAGUGAGAGAAAAAAUAUCUCAUUAGAGUGAAUCUCAUAAGUGUGUCUCUCAGGGUAAAAGGCAGAAAAGACUUGCUAGUUUGGCAAUCAUCAGAAAACAGCAUCAUCACUGCACCCUGCAAAGUGAAGCUCUGUCAGUGUAGAUUGUCAAAAAUGUCCAAGUCACAGUCCUGGACCUAAUUACCUGGUCCUGUCUGUGUACUAGUAUGUUCCAGGAGUAUCAGAAUGUGUACUGGAGCUUCUCCCUGAUAUUUUGCACACUCUGUGUGUGUAGAAUUCCUAACAGAUUUGCCCUUUGGAUUUGAAAGGAGAAAGUUACCGUAAUUUUGUAAACAUUGUGACUAGUUAUUUCAAAGCAUAGUGUAAAUCAGACACAAAUUCCACUUCCAGAAAAUCGAGCCUUUCAGAUCAUGUAUUGCAUAGCUUUUUUCCAAUAAGAUGCAACUUUGAAUAUUUACAACAAUAUAGACAACCUGAGAAGAAGUGAGGUCAUUCACUCAGAUAUAAUCAGUUGCUCUUUCCUUCAGCUGAUCACUUUGAUGCCCUGCCUUACUUUUCAACUUCCCUAAGUAACUUAAAUAGAAUCUAUGUGGAAAGAUUUUGUAGCAGGUAGCAUCUAUAGAAGGCAAUAUUAAGUAAGAGAAAGCACGGUAGUUCUUGAACUACAUUACUUUGGAUAGAAUUUUGAAUCUGAGUCUUCGUAAACCAAAUGCAGACAGAUAUUUUUAAAGAAUGUUCAGAUUUGUUGUAUUGCAGUUGUUCUCUGUUCAUGUUUGUCCUGAUUUAAGUAACACUGUUGCUAUUUGUCAUCCCCUUGUCUUUGGAUGGUAGCUUCUUUUGUAAAGUGUAGACUUUGGUCAGUUCUGUAGGGCUUAAGCUUAGGUUAUGUGUUCCAGUACUUCAGAUCCUUAGUUCUAAUGUCAAAUGAGGUUAACACGUUCUGCAUCUGUGUAGGCUAUUCCCCAAGUUCAUUCUGUGUCAUGGUAUUGAAUUUUAAAUGAACUCUGAGCACAUUAUCUUUGCACGUCAUGCACUAUAUAAAUAGUGCAAAGGUGAAACCUCAUUACAGCCAGGAAAGCACACUGCGUUAUUUAAAAGGGUUUGUCAGUGGACAAGAACACUGAUUAUAACCAAACACCUCAUCUUUAUAGCACUUUUUAAAUGGCUGGAAUUUCUUUGGGGGGAUAGGGAAGGUAAAUCUUUUUACUGAGUGCCGAGCGGGAAACAGGGACCGGUUAUCUUACUGUAAAUAUGAAAGUAUGGUCUCAAGGAGUUGGACCAUCCUUUUCUCUGAGUGCCAAACUGUGCUUGUUUGAAUGUCUCUUCCUAGAUUACACCAUAGCAUAACUUUGUUGCCAAAAAGAGUUUGGGAAGGAAUAGAUUAGGGAAAUCACAGCUCCCUGACUUGGUAAAAUGCUAGCUCUUUUAUUCAAGCAAUAGAAGCAUGGGAUUGGGUUUUGAAAGGACUAAAAAGUAUAAAGCUUUUUCCAAUUAGCAGUUCAUAGCUCCAGUGGGGACAAGAAGUCCAUAUCCUGUCACUUGAACAGAAAGACUUUAACAGAACACUUUUACUGUUGUGUAGGAUGCUGGCAAGCGUCUAUUGAGAGAGAGAAUAUAGCUUUCUUCUUUCCUUCCCCUUUUUAGGUAUGAAAGAUAAUAGGAGCCUGCCUCUAACAUCAAUGCAUGACAGCCCCUGCCCCUUUCUAUACUAGUCUUAAUUUUCAUGGGGGAAAGCAUUUCAGGUGAGAAAUAGCAUUCCCGUCAUUAACAAUCAGUCAGCCCCCAACUUUUGUGCAGACCUGGCAGAAAUGCAGGGCUGGCUAGUGUCCCUUCAUUUGAGCAAAACUUUCCUCUCAGAUCUACUGUGCAGUGCUUAACCUUCACGUUGCUUGCCGUUAUUGUGGAGAUAAAUCCAGCUCUUCUUCCACCUAGCAAAAUAAGCAGAAUGUGGCAUAGCUUAGGUUGACAAUUAUGGUUUUAAGCAAUCUAACUAAAUUAACUGCCAAAAAUGUGUUGGGGUGUCUUGGAUGGUUUAAGUGAAUGCUGACUAUUAAUUUCCCUCUGUCCAACAUGAAAAAUUAAAAAAAAAAACACUCCAGGAUGCAGCAUUUGUCUUUGAAGUGGGUGCAUGGCAGGCUUUAUUCUUCCUCUUUCCUGGUUGGGUGGUUUCCCCUCUAAGACUACAUCUACACUGCAUGCCCCUUUUGGUGGCAUGUAGCAUACACACACUGCAUUUCUCCCUAGCACUAGUAUAAAAAGCAGCACAGAUGAUAAAGUACUCCUUAGGUGAGUAGAGGAAAGCCAUGCCUAAAGCUGGUGCAUAUGUAUCCUACUUGCCCCCAUAGUGCCUCCCCACUCACUGCUAUUUUUAGCAGCAUAGUGUCCUGCUGCUAGAGUCUUUCCCCAAAGCAGUGAAAGGUUCUGGCACUGAGGAGCCACCAGAGCUCUCCUGCCCCAGAGCCUUUCCUUGGCAUGUGUAGCUACACACCAGUGUGGAUGCUGCCUGCUUUUCACUGUGACAUGUAGCUACCUCUGCCCUGCAUGCCACUAGGGUGCAGUGUAGACAUAGCCUAAGAGGAGCUGCUGUCAACUAGUGAAGAGGGAAAGCUCCAUGUUAGAAAACUUAACUUCCUCCUUAAAAAGGAUUUGUAGGGGGGAAAGUCUCCAGCAACCAGGGCAAUACCUGAUUUUUUCAGUGCUUUUUCACUCUGGCAUGCCUUAAACUAUGGCAACCAAACUAGAUUUCAUUUGUAGCCUCAAACCAAGGUCUUCUUUGGAAGACAAAUUGACAGUUUGUAGUACUUUAUCCUUAAACAAAAUAAGGAUGACCUUCUUUGGUCAUCUUACUUGUAGAUGGAGACUUAAGUUUUCUUCUCAGAACUUUUGUUUUGGAGUUGUUAGACUCUUUGGAAUCUAGCUUUUAAAUUCAUGCUAGCUCUGUCAUCAGUAAUACAGCAUAUGUAAACAAAGCCAGUACAUUAUCCAUUACUAUCAGCUGUAACUUUUCCUAAUUCCCUCAUGGGAGCAGAUGCUUUGCUUGUCUUCCCAGAGAAAGUGUGGACUCUCACAAAAGGAACUAAGCUUAACAUCUAGACACUGUUAGUGCUUUGGGUACCAAAAUAAUAUUUAAAAAAAAAAUUGUAGAAAAGUUGAGCUGUCAAGCCCUUUAAUGACAGGCAGCCCUUGUGUCUCAGAGGUGGAUGGAAUUAUGAAGCUAAAUAGGUAGUGUAGUUGACAACAAGCCCACACUUCUAGUGACUUCUUAUCUUUAAAGUAGAAGGGAAGGAAGAGCAAUGGAGUUAACUCAAAAAAUCCCUUUCAGUAUUAGAAUUAUCUGGCUGUUUCAACUAAACUUUUCUAAAAAUCAGUUCCAUGUGAAGCUAGCUGAGUGAGGACAAUGUUAGAAGUAACAAUUCUGGCUAGGCAUUAACUGAGAGAAAGGUACUCAAACUGCCUUGGGCAACCUUGACUGUCUCAUGGGAAGUAGGACAAAGGUUAAUUGCAUACUGUAAAUAAAAUACUUGAAUUUAUAUGAGGGCAAAUAGGUGUUAUACAUACAGAGGUCUUUUUCAGGGAAUGAGGGUGUUUUGGCACAAGUUUAGUAAUAUACAUGAUUGUUCAAAUGAUUUUGCUUUUUGGUUUAAGUGGACCUAAAGUUGUUAGGUUUAAUAUACAUCUGUUAUUUUGAUAAAAUGUUUAUUUUUAUAUUGCAUUUUAUAAAAUGGAGUGGUCAAUGUAUGUACUUUUAUUAUGCAUGACUGGGUAUUAAACAAUUCUAUCAUAA